Zophobas morio is the source of this 1495-nucleotide messenger RNA. RefSeq lists its product as uncharacterized. The transcript has 18 exons. The coding region runs from base 113 to 1495 and encodes 460 amino acids. Gene Ontology annotation, biological process: methylation. NCBI's taxonomy places the organism in Eukaryota, Metazoa, Arthropoda, Insecta, Coleoptera, Tenebrionidae. The record is from RefSeq and is a predicted model, not a curated record. Gene Ontology annotation, molecular function: methyltransferase activity.
AUAGCCAAGCAAGCAAAGUUGUUCACUUUCACUCACUUUUAAAAUUAGUUAUUAAAGUAAGAACUUUUCUAAUAUCUCUGCUGGACUCUAUUAAAAAAAACUUUUUAUUAGUAUGCUACCAAAGGCGGAAUCAGAAAUUCGCAAUCUUUAUUCUCGAAAUAUUGCCGAGAAAUCGAUUAAUAAGCAAUCUAGAAGUUGGCAUUGGUCUUUGAAGAAAGAUAAUUUAUCGGCAUUAGAAGGCGGUCUAAGUCUUUUUUGUAACUACCAAAGGAUAUUCUCAGUUGGUGAUCCUCAAGUAGCCAAAAGUUUACUACUUAACCAACUUUUUCACCCAACUACUGUGCUAUUGGAAGUGAGCAGAUUGAUGGACUUGCAUGGGUGGCCGGAAAUUUUUCAAAACAUUAAAAGUAAUGAAAUUAGUCAUUUCGAAUCAAUCUUGGACGAAAGGGGGGGUAGCCUUUCUGCUCUUGGUUCCUGUGCUUACCGCCUCUGCGCCUUUCGCCUUGGCUUUGGUCCCGAUUAUCUUUCGCGUAUCUUUUUUGAUUCUAGUAAUAAACCUGAAAGUUGGCUUGAGGAGGUAAAAGUUCAAUUUGAGCAAACAGGUUUUCUUUGCUACGAUGCUGCCCUUCUUGGCGGAGAGGCAAAUUUGAGGAAGGAACAACUCAAGAAGCCUUUCUUGUUUUUGGAUAUGAUUGCAUUCACUCAAACGCGCACAUGUUUUAUCGACGAUGUUAUGUCUCAAUUCUUUUUGGAUUUUCCUAAUAAAAGCAACACUAUUAUCCUCGGAGCGGGCUAUGAUACACGCUUUUACCGUCUUCCUAUUCCCUUGCUGGCAAAUUUAUACGAACUUGAUUUGAAAACCACACAACUAGCGAAGAAGCGGGUCUUAACCAAAAGAGUCAAAGAUUCCUGGCUUUACAACAAGCGCAAAGAAGGAGACCCAUUUGCUUACGACUUUAGAGAUGUUAACUGCGCUGAUAAUCUUGUCUUGGUCGACUCUGAAGUUUUUCAAAGGGUUGUGUACCUUGAAUGUGACUUGACACGUGAAAAUUUUUUACUUAAGCUAAAAGAUUAUUCAUCUUUUAGCAUAAAACUUCCAACUCUCAUCGUUUUAGAAGGUGUCUCUUACUAUCUCCUUCCAGAAUGCUUCGAAAACAUUUUAAAAAUUAUUAAGCAAUAUUUUUAUAGUAUGCCCUGCGCUUUAGUGUUCGACUACGCCACAAAAAGACAUUUGGUGUUUCAAGAAAAGUUUCAAAGUAGGCGAAGUAAAGAACCCUGGCUUUUUGGUUUGGAAAGUAAAGAUAUGCGCAAUUUAUUACGGUUUUACAAACUGUAUGUUUACGAUCACAUAUCCUGUUCAGAUGGAUUGGAAUAUUAUUUACCCAAAAGGGAUCAAGGCAGUGUUUCUCUGGGUGGCGCUGAAAAAACUUUUAUUCUGGCGGUCAAUAAAAAGUUUUUAAAGUUCACAAGAAAGAAUAAAAGAAAAAAUAAAUAA